Molecule: messenger RNA, 2297 nt
Organism: Cephus cinctus (wheat stem sawfly)
Lineage: Eukaryota; Metazoa; Arthropoda; Insecta; Hymenoptera; Cephidae
Gene: Calr
Product: calreticulin
Exons: 7
Coding region: 110-1321 (403 amino acids)
Biological process (GO): protein folding
Cellular component (GO): endoplasmic reticulum membrane; endoplasmic reticulum
Molecular function (GO): calcium ion binding
Source: RefSeq, a predicted model, not a curated record
CCCGGUUACUGCUACAUUUUCCAACCACGUCCAGCGUUCCGGCAUUAUCGGCUUGUACUUUGCACGAGUAGGAAGUACGUCGAGUGGCUUAGCAGUCCGGGCGCCCAAAAUGCGGUCUUUUUGCGCGAUUUUCGCUAUCUUGGCGAUCUCCUUGGUCUCCGCAGACAUCUACUUCGAAGAGAAGUUCCUCGAUGACUCGUGGGAAAAAGAGUGGAUUUAUUCAGAGCAUCCUGGAAAGGAAUUUGGAAAGUUUGUUUUGAGUCAUGGAAAAUUUUGGAACGACCCCGAAAAUGAUAAAGGUAUCCAAACUUCACAAGAUGCCCGGUUCUAUGCUCUGAGCAGAAAAUUUACUCCAUUCAGCAAUAAGGAUAAACCUCUUGUUCUUCAGUUCACUGUCAAGCAUGAACAAAAUAUUGAUUGUGGAGGUGGUUACGCCAAGGUCUUUGAUUGUGGACUAGAGCAGAAGGACAUGCAUGGAGACAGUCCAUACCUUCUCAUGUUUGGACCUGACAUUUGUGGACCCGGUACGAAGAAAGUGCAUGUCAUUUUCAACUACAAGGGCAAGAAUCUCCUAAUCAACAAGGAUAUUCGUUGCAAGGACGACGUCUAUACUCAUUUAUACACAUUAAUUGUUAAGCCUGACAACACGUAUCAGGUACUUAUCGAUAACGAGGUGGUCGAAUCUGGAGAAUUGGAAGCAGAUUGGGACUUCCUGCCCCCAAAGAAGAUCAAGGACCCGUCUCAGAGCAAGCCUGAUGACUGGGACGACAAGCCUACCAUUCCUGAUCCUGAUGAUAAGAAGCCCGACGACUGGGACAAGCCAGAACACAUUCCAGACCCUGAAGCGACCAAACCCGAGGAUUGGGAUGAUGAAAUGGACGGCGAGUGGGAAGCUCCAAUGAUCGAUAACCCUGACUACAAGGGAGAGUGGAAGCCAAAGCAGAUUGAUAACCCCAACUACAAGGGACCCUGGGUUCACCCUGAGAUCGAUAACCCUGAAUACACACCAGAUCCUGAGCUUUAUAAACGUGAUGAGAUCUGCGCUAUCGGCUUUGACCUCUGGCAGGUUAAGUCCGGUACCAUUUUCGAUAAUGUCAUGAUCACGGAUGACAUCGAGGCUGCUCGCAAGUUCGGCGAGGAAGUCUGGAAACCCACCUAUGAGGGUGAGAAGAAGAUGAAGGAAGCUCAAGAUGAGGAGGAAAAGAAGCAGAGAGAGAAGGAGAGCAAGGAAAGCGGAGAUGAAAAAGAAGAGGACGAAGAUGAGGAUGAAGAUGAAGAGGACAACACUGUCCCAGAAGUAGAGGAACACGACGAAUUGUAAAUACGCGUGUCAUCUGGCACAAACACAGACUGUAUUCCAGGAGCUGCCUGGCCACGACAAGGCAGUUGUCUCAGCAUAGGCGACACCACAGCUUGAAGAUAACUUUAAAAAAGAGUCACGCUGAAUAUUGGUACUUAUGCUAGACGGGAUAUCAACGCAGGGAGUUAUCACGCAGCCUCUCAUUUACCCAAUCUCUUCCCUUGAUACUUGUACUAAACAUCGUUCAGGGUAAUCAGAACUAAAAAGAACUAGUAGUACAUUUAUAUAGAUCACUAGAGUAUACCCAUUAUAUAUCAUCAUUAUAUACAGGAUGGAAAAUGUAUAAGGGAAAAAGAAAUCUCAACGGCGACGUGAAAAAGAGACAAAACUACUUGAAAUAAUUUCCAGCCCUUUAUUACAGAAUUCAAUUAAUUCGAUAACGUACAAUAAGAUAAAUGAUUUCGUUUCCAUGACCGGCCAUUUUGUUGCCAUUAACCCUGCGAGCCUAAAUUUAUACUAUACCAUUCGCUAUGUACGUACUAAUUCAUCAAUUCUUGUUUAUUUGUCCUAUUGAUAUUUCCUGGUUUAAUCUAAAGAGUACCAGAUAGUGCGUAUUUACUUGCUAACUGUGUUGAGAGGAACGCUAGCGUAUGUGCCGUAUUACAAAUGUGAAAGAAAAAUAGGAAUAACUGAUGAAAUGAAAAAAAUUCACACAGUCUUGCUCCCAUUGCCGCAGCUCCAAAAGACUAUGUUGUUCCGUUUUUGUUUGUCAAGUGUGUUUUAUAUACAUAAAAGUAAUUCAGAAAAGAAUGUAAUUUAAAUAAUGCUAUAUAUUAUUUCGUUCUCCGUACAGUGUACGCGUAACUCGCUCUGCGACUACUAGCGUUUAAGUAUAAAAGUGAUGGGUGUGUGCAAAAAUGACUGAGUGAUAAUAAUUGAUAAUUAUAUCAAACAACCAAUAACCAUGUAAUAAAUACAUAAGACUUUUCUAGAUGUG